ACAGAUUUAAAUCAGCCAACCGCCUACUGAAUUCCAAUCCAUCCGACAUCACACAUAUCUAUCCCUUCCCCCCUCUCUCUAUAUAUAUCCUAUCCAUCUACAGGGUCUCAUUAGGAAAAUUUUCACUCUCAAUUCAUCUUAUUCUUGCUUGGAGCGUGUAGGCAGAAAAGAGCUUAAUUAGUUCGGUGCAAUCACUUGAAUCUGUCGGCGAAGGUUUCAUUUACAAGCAAAUAACGAUGAGAAGAGAAGAUGCGGCUGCUUCUCCCGCUUGCAAUUCGUCUCCAAAGUCUGGUUCUGGAAAAUUAUCCAGGAGAAAGGGAGCGGCAUGCAGCCAGCUGCAACGGGUGUUCCGCUACUUUGACAAGAACGGGGACGGAAAAAUAUCUCCGGAGGAGUUGCAGAGUUGUGUAAGAGCAGUGGGAGGGGAGCUGUCAGCAAAGGAGGCAGAAGCGGCAGUGAAGUCAUCGGACAUGGACGGAGAUGGGAAGCUGGGAAUGGAGGAUUUUGAGAUGUUGAUGGAGGCAAACGGAGAGGAGGAGGAGAAGACAAAGGACUUAAAGGAGGCAUUUGGGAUGUAUGAGAUGGAGGGGUCAGGAUGCAUCACGCCUAAGAGUUUGAAGAGAGUGCUGAGUCGACUGGGUGAGUCCAAGACCAUUGAGGACUGCAAAGUCAUGAUUCAUAUGUUUGAUAUCAACGGAGAUGGCGUCCUCAGCUUUGAGGAGUUCUCCGCUAUGAUGCGCUAGUCUUCUUCUUCACUCAAUCCUUCUUCAUCACCCACAGCCAUGAGCCAUCCACCAUCUCGUAAAUUCAUUUGUAUAUAUUUUCUAAACUUUAAUAUCUUUUCAUUUUUUGGAAAUGAAUAAAUCAUGGGAACAUGACUGUUGAUCUUGUUGCCCUCCAAUGCUUAUAAACAUCGACAAUUCAUGUCA
Molecule: messenger RNA, 929 nt
Organism: Vitis riparia (riverbank grape)
Lineage: Eukaryota; Viridiplantae; Streptophyta; Magnoliopsida; Vitales; Vitaceae
Product: putative calcium-binding protein CML19
Exons: 1
Coding region: 237-743 (168 amino acids)
Molecular function (GO): calcium ion binding
Source: RefSeq, a predicted model, not a curated record